Messenger RNA from Paramecium pentaurelia, 814 nucleotides. Lineage: Eukaryota; Ciliophora; Oligohymenophorea; Peniculida; Parameciidae. The record is from the annotation of a GenBank genome assembly.
AUGGAAACAAGAGCUAAAUAAAAAAACUGCUUUGUUAUCAAAACUCAUCUUACUUAAUAAUUAUUGACCAGCCGGUUACCAAAAUUGCAAAGCUAAAGAUAUUUUACUAAAAUAAACUUAAAUAGAGAUCAUAGGUAAGAUCACAUAAAAUUAUUAUCGCCAAAUGAUAUGAAAUCAAACUAAGAAAUGUAAAUAAAUAUCAUAUUAAUUUAAUAGACCUAAAAGAAGUCUUAGUUCUGAAUCUACAUUCGAAGGAAGCUUAAAUAAGAGAUGUUAAUAUAUAUUUUUAACUUUUACACAUUAAAAAACAAAAUAUUAAAGACAAUAGUUUUGCUUAAAAAUGUGGAGAAAAUUAAUCCUUUGUGUUUAAGCCAUUCUUUUUAUAUUCAAAGUUUCAUUAAUUGAAUAUAAGAUCAGAAGUAGUUCUCCAACAAAGAUGUCAAUAUGUCACUAAUUGAUACAUCAUCAUCCAUACCCUGAAAGUCCAUCAAACAGAAAAAGAAAGAAGAGUUCUGGUUUAGAAACUAAAAAUAGAAAUUGUAGUUUUGGUGAAAGAAUUCAAACUUUAAUUCUUCUUUAAAAAUUGAAAUUUGAUACUCAAAAAAAUAAUACUUAUGUUAGACAAUUGAAAAAUUAAGAUAUAAGAUUAACUCGCUUAAUAAGUUAAAAAGCACUUAGUACUCAUUCAUUACAUACAACAAUUGAUCAUUCCAAAUAAUUACCUGCAAUUAAUAAGUUCGAAUAUAUUGAAAGACCCUCUUUAAUUUCAUCUUAUUCAAAAAAAAUUUCUCUAAAAUUAAAGAAAAUAUAUUGA